AUGAUGUGGAUAACCAUCCUCGCCGUCCCAGCCCUCUACGGCCUCCAUUCCUUCGCCACCCUCCUACACAACCGCUCGCUUGCCCGCAAGACACAGCUGCCAUACAUCCUCUUCCCCGUCUUCGAAGCAAACCUCCUCUAUCUCUCCCUCUUCGGUACCAGAUGGUUCCAGUAUAUAAUAUCCAACUGGCUACCUGAAGGCGUGGCGGACUAUAUCCACGAUAGCGUCUUCCGGAACCGCUGGGCUGUUAAGGAUCGCAUGGCGAAGAGGUAUGGCGGUGUUUAUCUCUAUGUCACGCCUGGUGGGAUAAGCUGCAAUGUUGCAGAUGCGGAUGUAGUUGAACAGGUUGUCAAAGCCAGACAUUCCUUUUUAAAGCCGGUUAAGCAUUUAGAGGGGUUCGAUAUGUAUGGGAGUAGUAUUUUUACGGCGGAAGGAAGCCAGUGGUCGUAUCACCAUCGAAACACCGCGCCGGCGUUCAACGACAAGAACAACGCUCUCGUCUGGGCGGAGAGUAUCCGACAGGCCGGCGAAAUGGUCGAGUACUGGGGUGAAAGAUACUCCGAUUCCUCGGAUUCAGUAUCAAGUUUUGUCGUGCCCGAUGCACGGGAAGAUAUACUCAAGCUGUCACUUAACAUCAUCUGCGGCGCUGGAUUCGGGGUGAAGCUGCCCUUCAGGCCCGCUUCCAAAGGCACGACAGACGAUGCCAAAGAUCUCUUCAAAGACGCAGCUACUCCAUCGCCAGGCUAUUCCUUCACAUUCAGAGGUGUAAUGGAGUAUAUCAAUAGGUCGAUGAUGUCAGUCUUUGUCGCUAACAGUAUCCUGCCGAAAUGGAUUCCGCGGUUUACCCUGCCAUUCCUGAAGAAGGAUUUCGCAGCCCAUGAAGACCUAGGAAAUUAUCUCCAAGCCCUAGUGAAGGACGCGGAGAAAAGCGAGUCCGAGACUCAUAAUCUCCUAGAGCGAAUUGUCCGGUCUCGACGAGAGGAACAAGAAAUAACCUCCAAGCGCAACCCCGGGCUGUCUGAUGCGGAGAUAUUGGGCAACGUAUUCAUUUUCUCCAUCGCAGGUCACGAAACGACAGCGACAACGUUGCGAUUUGCAUUGGCCCUUCUAUCCAUCUACCCUGAUGUUCAAGAAGAACUGUACAAUGAACUGCAAACAGUGCUGCGUAAUGAGCCAGAUGAUCCUGCGGAAUGGGACUAUGCCACAGUGUACCCCAGACUGGUUACUCCACUUUGUAUCAUGCUUGAGACGCUCCGCUUGUACCCUCCUGCUCCUAGCAUUCCCAAGUUAACGGCCAGCUCCGGCGCGGACAUAACGUAUAACGACGAGAUACACCAUCUGCCAGCGGAAGUCCGCGUUAACUUAAAUAGCAACGCUCUUCACUAUAGUGAAAGACACUGGGGGUCAAAUGUGAGUGCUUUCAACCCCAGCCGAUGGGACAAACGCAAUGCCGAGAGCUAUCUCGCGAGAAAUGACGGCCUUGAAGGGCUCUCCGGCCCAGGGCUCGAGUCGAGCGAAAUCCACAAGCCCGAGCGCGGAGCAUAUAUUCCAUUCAGCGAUGGAAUGAGAGGGUGUAUUGGGAGGAAGUUUGCGCAGGUAGAAUUCAUAGCUACUCUUGCUGUUUUAUUCCGAGAGUAUCGAGUGACUCCGACGAGGCUUCACGGAGAAUCAAACGAUGACUCUACGAGAAGAGUAGAGAAGGCUCUACGCGAGAGUUCGGUGUCGCUUACCUUGGCCAUUAUGGACAGGGUUCCUCUAACAUUCCAUAGGAGGGUUACUUCAUGA
This is a messenger RNA of Aspergillus versicolor CBS 583.65, 1785 nucleotides long. RefSeq names its product cytochrome P450. The transcript has 4 exons. Gene Ontology annotation, molecular function: iron ion binding; monooxygenase activity; oxidoreductase activity, acting on paired donors, with incorporation or reduction of molecular oxygen. The coding region runs from base 1 to 1785 and encodes 594 amino acids. Lineage: Eukaryota; Fungi; Ascomycota; Eurotiomycetes; Eurotiales; Aspergillaceae. The record is from RefSeq and is a predicted model, not a curated record.